GUCAGAGUUGGAGCUGAGCCUUUUUGCGUCGUGGGAACGAACAGACAGCUGGAUGAUCUGAAGCGAUUCUGCUGUAAUCCGGUGGAGUAUUGGCCUUUAACUGUGGACCCAACGUUUGAUUUUGGUCCAUACAAUGUCACACCGCUCUCAUACCAGCAUCUCAUAGUUCUUCGCAGGGAAGAUGGUAAACACCCAACAAUGAUUGGCCCAGUGCUUCUACACGAAAAGAAGACACAAUCCACGUAUUCGCUCUUUAGUGGGACCCUGAAGUCUCUUGAAACUGAAGAAUCUAAUGGCUUUCGGGACAGAUGACGAAAAGGUGUUGGGUUUUAACGAAACCUACGAAAGAGCUACUCGUCUGCUUUGCGAAAUCCACCUUCACAAAAAUAUAGACACAAACUUUGUGUCUAUGGACAUUAAAGGAGAGAGUAAGCAGAGUAUAAUGGAUAAUAUUUUUGGAAGAAAGAUUGGCAGCAUUUUUGAGAGUGGACUGUCAGAAGCA
Messenger RNA from Pocillopora meandrina, 502 nucleotides. Lineage: Eukaryota; Metazoa; Cnidaria; Anthozoa; Scleractinia; Pocilloporidae. The record is from the annotation of a GenBank genome assembly.